AUGAAGGCACCAACUUACUCUUUGGCUGCCCUUUCGGGUUUGCUUGCCUUUACAAAGGCCACCCCUCUUCCCGCCGACCUCAAGCAAUGCCAGGGUCAAUGGUAUAGCCCAAGCAGCUAUACCUGCAGAACCGGAGCCGAUAGUAACGCCCUCUGCCCGGUCGUUAACGGCGAACCCAUGGACGAUUGUGCCGGCGCCUGCUACACAUCUUACCGCUACAGCUGUAACGGGACCAAUCUUGCAGAGAAUACGAGAAAGUCAAGCGGAACCUUCACGCUGACUGCCAGCAACCCUGAUCAGCCCUUCGAUGGCCAACCUAUCCAGGCAUCCGGCAACCACUUCUGGAUCGGAGGACAUGCCGCCACUUACUGCCCAUCAAAUGUCGGCAGCGUCUGCACUUCGUUUCCCGACGACACUACCCUGAUUGGCAAUGGCUAUAUGGCAACUGUGGUCCCAGGCGGACAGAACAUUUACUGGCAGAAGGAUGGAGCUCUAGCCUUCACUCAGGCUCACUCAUCGUCCCAGUGGAACUUGAGCUACUACGGCGGUGGUAUUGCCUACAAAGGCGCUGGUUAUUUCGGACCAAAUGGCGAAGACUUGGUUACUUGCCCAGUGGUUCCACCAGGCAGCAAUGACACAGCCUGGAAGCUCUUCGCACGCCUCGUAGGCGUCCAGUUCCCCAGAUCGUGUGUUGGAGUGUACGCCGUCGUGCACGACUCGAACCUCACGGCUGGUGCUUGGCAGUACACCUAA
Messenger RNA from Aureobasidium subglaciale EXF-2481, 753 nucleotides. RefSeq lists its product as uncharacterized. Lineage: Eukaryota; Fungi; Ascomycota; Dothideomycetes; Dothideales; Saccotheciaceae. Gene Ontology annotation, molecular function: carbohydrate binding. The transcript has 3 exons. The record is from RefSeq and is a predicted model, not a curated record. Bases 1 to 753 code for a protein of 250 amino acids.